AUGAACUCCUUCUUCCAGACAAUUGAGGAAAUUGAGGAGCUUCUCCAGGUCUUCACUGAAUCUUAUAAGGACAUGGAAAAAAUGUCAGCAGUGCCAGAGCCACAGCUCUGUAUGCCUCUGACCAUCUCUGGUGAGGGCAGACUUCAUGAGUUCACCCAGGGUCAAUCAAUGCCUUCCUCGAGGCCUUCAAUGGAGACUUCUGUAUGUUCUAACAUCCCUGGAAUGGUCUUCACCCAGCAGACUCCUCCUAGUGAAGCCCUUGAUACAUUCCUUGGAGAACUAAGUGGGACUUUGUCCAUGAACCCCAAAAUGACAUCCUUUGAUCAGAUAAAAUCCUCAGCAGAAUUCCAGAGGAUGAAUAUUGCUGACACCCCAGAGACAUCACUCAUCGAUUGCCAGAAAACUACUGUCACUGCAAGCAUGAUGACAAUCUCUAGUGAAGUUAGCCAAAAGAAGACAUUAAUAGGUAAUCAGACUCUCAGUGAGAUCCAGAUGACAGCCCUGUGCGGAGGACAGAUGAUGACCCUCAGUGAGAAUCAGACUCUCUAUGGAAGCCAACCAACAACUCUUAAAAGGGGCCAUGUGAUGACCUUCAGGGGUUUUCAGACUCUGAUUGAGGACUAUACCAUGACUUCCAGUAGUGACCAGACCCUCUGUGGGGGUCAGAUGACAAUGGCAAGUGGUAAUCAGAUCCUUUAUAGGUGUCAGAUGACAACCCCUAGUGGUGACCAGACCUACUAUGGGGGUCCGAUGGCAAAUCUCAAUAGUGACCAGACCCUCUAUGGGGGUCAGAUGACAACCCCAGGUGGUGACCAGACCUUUUAUGGGAGUCAGAUGGCAACCCCAGGUGGUGACCAAACCCUCUACGGGGGUCAGAUGGCAACCCCCGGUGCUGACCAGACCCACUACGGGGGUCAGAUGGCAACCCCCGGUGCUGACCAGACCCUCUACGGCGAUCAGAUGGCAAUCUCCAGUGGUGACCAGACCCUCUACGGCGAUCAGAUGGCAAUCUCCAGUGGUGACCAGACCCUCUACGGCGAUCAGAUGGCAAUCUCCAGUGGUGACCAGACCCUCUACGGCGAUCAGAUGGCAAUCUCCAGUGGUGACCAGACCCUCUACGGCGAUCAGAUGGCAAUCUCCAGUGGUGACCAGACCCUCUACGGCGAUCAGAUGGCAAUCUCCAGUGGUGACCAGACCCUCUAUUGCGAUCAGAUGUCUAUCCCCAGUAGUGACCAGACCCUCUACGGCGAUCCGAUGGCAAUCCCCGGUGGUGGUGACCAGACCCUUUAUGGCGAUCAGAUGGCAAUCCCUGGUGGUGACCAGACCCUCUACAGGGGUCAGAUGAUGCCCCAUCAGUCUUCAUCAUUACCAUACCCAGGAUUCCUAAACGAUUCAAGCUCCGCUUUGAUUCAGGGACAAUUCCCAGAAAAUAAAUGGAAACUCAAGACUCAGAGAUAUCAGUUUCAGAAGAAUUCUAACAUUCUGAAGCCCUAUGCCUGCACCUACCAGGACUGUGGGAAAUCUUACACAAAGUAUUCCCACCUCCAAAUCCAUGAGCGCAAACACACUGGGGAUAAGCCCUAUGUAUGCAAUGAGAUUGGAUGCACAUGGAAAUUCACCCGCUCAGAUGAGCUCCGACGCCACAAAAGGAAGCACAGCGGAGAACGGCCCUACCUGUGCACCAGAUGUUGUAAGACUUUUGCACGAUCAGAUCACCUAAAGCAACACGAAAGAGUCCACAGAUAA
Urocitellus parryii (Arctic ground squirrel) is the source of this 1746-nucleotide messenger RNA. RefSeq names its product KLF transcription factor 18 (gene Klf18). Gene Ontology annotation, biological process: regulation of transcription by RNA polymerase II. NCBI's taxonomy places the organism in Eukaryota, Metazoa, Chordata, Mammalia, Rodentia, Sciuridae. Gene Ontology annotation, molecular function: DNA-binding transcription factor activity, RNA polymerase II-specific; RNA polymerase II cis-regulatory region sequence-specific DNA binding. The record is from RefSeq and is a predicted model, not a curated record.